This is a messenger RNA of Dermochelys coriacea (leatherback sea turtle), 6785 nucleotides long. It is a transcript of the gene STX10, whose product is annotated as syntaxin 10. The record is from RefSeq and is a predicted model, not a curated record. Gene Ontology annotation, cellular component: membrane. The coding region runs from base 121 to 879 and encodes 252 amino acids. The transcript has 8 exons. Gene Ontology annotation, biological process: Golgi vesicle transport. Lineage: Eukaryota; Metazoa; Chordata; Testudines; Dermochelyidae.
UGGAUCCGCCCCGCCCUCAGCAAAGGCGGCGGCCGGAGCCUCGGCGGGGCCUGGCCAGCGCCGGUCACAUGGCGGGGAGCGGCGGCGGCAGGCAGCGGAGCCGGGGGCCGGGGCAGCAGCAUGGCCCUGGAGGACCCGUUCUCCGCCGUGCGGAGGGAGGUGCAGAAGGCGGUGAACACGGCCCGGGGGCUCUACGGGCGCUGGUGCGAGCUGCUGCAGGAGACUCGUGUGGUCAGCGCGGAGGAGUUCGACUGGACCACGAACGAGCUGCACAACAGCCUGCGCAGCAUCGAGUGGGACCUGGAGGAUCUGGAGGAGACCAUCCGCAUCGUGGACUCAAACCCUCGCAAGUUCAGGAUCGAAGCCAGCGAGCUGACGGAGAGACGGGCCUUCGUGAAACAGAUGCGGGACUCUGUCAAGGAGAUGCGGGAUCACGUAUCCAGCCCAUCAGCCCUGGCCGUCACUGAGCGGAAAAACAGAGAGAUGCUGAUUGGUGGUGGGGCCAGCCAGAAGCCCCCCCUGGAGCAAUACGGCCCGCUGCGUGCGGAGCUGGUGUCAGCCAAUUCCCGCUAUAUUGAGGAGCAGCAACUGCAUCAGCAGCUGAUCAUAGACCAGCAGGAUGAGCAGCUGGAGCUGGUGUCAGGCAGCAUCCGAGUCUUGAAGCACAUGUCGGGCCAGGUUGGGGAUGAGCUGGAGGAGCAGAGCUUGAUGCUGGAGGAGUUUGCCCAGGAGAUGGACAGCACCCAGUCCCGCAUGGAUGGCGUGCUGAAGAAGAUGGCCAAGGUGUCCCACAUGACCAGCGACCGGCGCCAGUGGUGUGCGAUUGGCAUUCUGCUCGUUCUCCUCAUCGUGGUGCUUAUCCUCUUCUUCGCUCUGUAAUCGACUGGCCAGGACUGCGGGGGGGGGGGGGCGGGAGGCAGCACUCUCCUGACCACCCCCCCCUCCAUGCACAUGCCUCCAUCCUUGCUUGGCAAGCAGCCUGGGAGCUGCCCACCCGGUGCCUUUCUCUGACCCUUGGGGCUGGCACCUGUGGAGAAAGAAACGGCACCUCCAGGUACCAGGGGAGAUUCCUGCUGGAAAUCUGGUUCAGGUCCCCCCCAGCCUUUGCUUCCACAGCGGGGGCAUCCUCAGCCUGUAGGGGCAGUAGCAACGUGCUGGAAUGGGAGGGCGCUUCUGAUCUCUCCCCAGAUUUGGGAGGGAGGGGAAGCCAGUUAAUUGGUACCUCUACCCCCCAUCUGCAAAGCUAGGAGCUGGGAGGAGAAGCAGCUUGCCCAUCCCAUGUUCCAGGAUGGGAUGGGGCAGCACAGCCUGUGCCACCAGGGGACGCUGACUAAUCACACCAGCUCUCUGCAGCCUGUUGCAGGUAGAACAAUUCCUACGAGCAUGAGAUGCAGACUCAGCGGUUAACAACCUCCCCUGCUGCAUGGGUUUAGGGCUCCCCCACCUUAAAGCCCAGCUGCGCUUUGCCAGGCGUGUGCUCACUCCUCUCCCCUCCCUGGUGGGGCCGUCAUUCAUUUUUUGUACGAAAAGACGAAAUAAUUCCUCGGGCGGGUUCUCAUGCGAAGGGUUUUCAGUUAAAGAAACUGGGGGUCUUGUUGCUGGAUUUUUGCUGCCUUAGUGGGGAGGAAGAAACCUGACUGCUGUUGUUGUUAAUUAUUUGUAUUAUGGUAGGGCCGUGAGGCCCCCAUGGUGCUUGGUGCUGUACAAACAUAACCAGGACGGACCCUGCUGGUGCCUCUGCCACGGGGGAGAGACUGCAGUGCAUACUGGGAGAUGUAGUCUGGCCAGGGAGCAGGGCCCAUGGGGGAACCAGGAGUAUGAGACACUCGUUUCUACAAUUCCCAUGAUGCACUCUGGCAGCUGAGCAGCUAGGAGAGACUGCAGUGCAUGAUGGGAGAUGUAGUCUGGGCAGGGAGCUUGGCCCACAGAGGAAAACAGGGGUGGGAGUGACUCCCAGCUACUGCCCAGUGACUGGGCUAUAGGGAGCGAGCACAAUGCAUUAUGGGAGAUGUAGUCCAGCAAGGGAGCAGGACCUGUCGGAGGAAGUAGAGGCGUAAAGGACCUCCAACUACAGCUCCCGUGUGACAGGAUCCUAGAGUCUCACGGCCUAGCUGGAACCUGAAUUUCUAAUGUAAAAAAAAAAAAAAAUUUUUUUUUAAAAAAACCUUUAAACAAAUGCACAAUAAAGCAGCAAAACUGAGGACCUGAGCCCAGUUUUUUGUCCCUUUAAAGGGGCCUGGUUUUUGUCAGUGGCUCCGUGCGCUGAGAUGGGGCUGGCCUUGGCAACGUUUAGUGCUCCGUCACUGGGGAACUUUGCAGUGCUCUGAGAAGUGACUUUUAAGACCAGCUUAGCGUGGGGGCCCAGCUCCCCAGCAUCUGUGAAUCAUCCAUCACUCCACUGGGGUCAGUGGGGCCAGAUCCCCAGCUGCUGUAAAGUGGCGUUGUCCCAUCGGGAUCAAUGGGACUGCACUGAUUUACACCUGCUGAGGCUGUAACUGUCCCGGUUGUGUGUCUAACAUCAGUGGCGGGGCUCCGCAGAGGGUGUUAAUCCAAGUGGCUCCUUGGCCGUUAUGCCAGCUGAGAAUCUGGCCCCCGGCCUUCCCAAGCGCUGCCUAGAAACGGGCCCAGCCCUGAGCAUGCAGCAAGCCCGCAGGCAGAGCCGGCACAGAACGCGACGGCGCCUCUGGGCGCUGCGGGGGCCUUGUUGCGAACACAAAGUCACCGGGGCUGGGUUUUGUCCCUCAGAGGCAGCGGAUCUGGCUCCUGUGGGGAUGGGAGGGCAUAAGAAGAAGAGAUCUGGGGGCAGAUCCCAGGCACGAGGCGUAGCUGGACACGGGCCCAGCGUCCAGCGCUUGUAAUUGUGGUAACCUGCAAGGUUCUGGGUCUCUCCUGGGGAAACAACACAUUUCCCCCCCCCCGCCCAGCCACUCUCUUCUCCGCAGGCAGGAAUGGGGCUGCGAAUGGCAUUGGAGCGGCUGAAUGAAUGGAGACAGCUGCUAACGAGGCCUGCCCCUCCUCCCCCCGUUAUAAAGGCUGGAUGAGUUUGGGUGACUGUUGGCAGCUGGGGGCGGGGGGUGCCUUUAAGCCACAGGGGGUCAACUUCUCAUGGUGCUACACCUGGGGGGACAGGGCGGGGUGCUGCUUGGUAACGUAAUAAUGAAUAAGCUCAUGGGAGCGCCCCAGCAGGGGCUCCCUCUGCUCUGUCACCCCCUGCAGGGUGCAAAGGGAGCUGCAGUGGGCCUCUCCCAAGAGUUUCUAUCUGUAGCCAGAGGCGGCUGUGUGUACAGCCACUGCACUGCUUCAGAGGGGCAGGGGGUGAUGCACGGACACCCCUGCAAGGCGCCCUGCCUGUGCUGUGAUGGGGUGUAUGAACCCCCUACUGGGCAACAUGGGGUUAAGGGAUUAUUUUGGGCCCCGCCUCACUACUCUUGCAGCAAAUGUUCCAUCUACGGAGGGAAUUAAAAGGCCGGGAAUGAGCUUGUUUGGGGGGGCAGUGCAAAGGGAAGCCUCGAGGCCCUGACACAGCUGCCCCAAGGGGACCCACACCAGAGAGGGAAGGCUGGACCCACACCAGAGAGGGAAGUAUGCUGUGGUCCUUGGACAUUGGUAACCACCCCUCCUUCCUUAGGGUGGUUUGGAUUUCCCCACCCGGAGAAAUCCUUGGACUAAGCUGACUUUGUUGGUGGGGGACAAGAGGAAGAGGCCAACCUUGUUUGCCAGACUGCUGGUAGCCCACAUGGGCCUGGGUGGGAGCCCCGUGGAGCGAGAAGGCCCGGGUGCCCCUCCCCACACCCCCCUUGGUAGUCAGAGGUUGUGGCUGUGACCACUAGGUCACUCUCCCCAACCAGACCCUGCGUGAGGACUAUUACAGUUGGAUGGUGCCUGCUACCACGUGGGAAAUGAGCCCCCACACCUGCCCCAAAGCCAUGUGCUGCUUUUCCUGGGGUAUCUGAGAAGCUAAAGAAAUCUUUAAUAAUGGGGUUUUUAUAUUCUCUCAUCACCGCUCUCUGUAUCACGUUUUACAGUAUUUUAAAAUUCCAAUGGAAAUUGGGUAACAGGGGGAUGUCACGGCCUGAACCAGAGUUGAUGAGUCUCCCUGAAAUGAUCUGUAAUCUGCUAGAGGCUCCAGCUGAGUGGGGGGGAAGAGAGGGUGUCUCGUCUUGCCAGGCGCUGCCCCCACACCCCCCUAGCUGAGAUCAGGGCCCUCGUCCCGCAAGGCGCUGCCCACACACCCCCCUAGCUGAGAUCAGGACCCAUGUCCCGCCAGGCGCAGACAGAGGGUCGCCUGGCUCUCCACGCCUACUGUCAAUCUGGAGUCACUCCGUUACAGCCAGGGGCUUGGCAUAGACUGUGCACCAGCUCGGCACCGCUGUGCUUUACUAUCAUGGUUUUCAGUGCCCUGGGACCCAUCCUGGCCUGCUCUGCACAAACACGGGAGGCAGCUGGCUGCCCUGAUGUGCUAACUAGCCAAGCUAGCCCCCAAGUGGGGACAGAGGGCUGGCCUCCAGGGGCAGUGGGCUGGCUGCAGGGAGCACGGGCAUGCCCCUUGCUGGAAUCCUGUGCCCAGGCCUGGUGGCCGCACAGCCAGGAGGCUGGGGCUCAACGAGUGAGGGGGGCAGACACAUGCCACGGAGCGGAUUCAAGCUUUGGAAAACCUGCUGGGCACUCCAGCUGUUCCGCUUACCCAGAAAGUUAGGGAUGAUGUGAUAGCCUCAUCGCACCCUGGUGGCAUCACGUGGCUUGGCUGUGCUGCCUCUGGACUUCGGCUUCACUCAGACCUGGGAACUGAGAACAAGGUGCCCCCUUGGCGGGGGGUCUCAUCGCUUCACUCCUUUUGAAGAGUACAAAGAACCCCCAGGAGUCCCUCAAGUCCAGCCCUGGGGUUACUGCCGACGAGUGGCCCCCCAGCAGGAGAACCCUGCUCCAGGUGCUGGGCUGCGGGAUGGUGCACAAGAAACUUGCGCUCCUGACGGUGGGUUAUUCUUCAUGCUGGCCCUGCACUUCAGGCUGGCUCCUUGUCCGGGGCUCCCUUUCUGCGCUGGCUGUUUCCCUGCUGGCUUGGCGAGGUGGACAGGAGUGUGCGCAUAAGGCUUGACCCCGCCACCAACAGGUCUUUUAGCAGGGCUAAGUGCUUGUUGGUCAAUGACCUGCCCAGAUGGGGUCCCUCCCUUGGGAGCAGCUCUUCAGGGACGCAUCAGGCCCUGCCUCCCCUUAAAGGGGCCGGCCAGCCCAGGACAUAUGACUCAAUCCUGGACUGUAAGUACCUACAUGGGGAACAACUCUUGGAUAACAGAGGACUGAUCAGUCUAGCAGCCCAAGGGUCAACAUGAGCCAAAGGCUGGAAGUUGAAGCUAGCCCAGUGCAGACUGGAAAUGUGGUGUGAAGGUUUUAACCGGGAGGGCAUUUAAACACUGAAGCAACUUACCUGGGGUCCUGGUUGAGUCUCCACCACUGGCAAUUUGUAAAUCAAGAUCAGAUGUUUCCUUAAAAGAUUGUCUCAUAGUUCAAAGAGGAAUUAAUUUCAGGGAAGUCUUCUGGUCACAGAGAGCCCUUCUGACCCUAAAUAGGUAAAGGGAGCAGAACGAUCCCCUAUUUUUGAUGGGGAAACUUAGGCACAGAAUUGGCAAUGACUUGGCCAAGCAACUAAACCCAGCUAUCUCAGGUGCCUUAAACACCAAGCUCCAGCUGUUGGCAAAUGCCUGGGAUGUGCACGUGAAAUCAGGAUAGAAAAUAACCAACCAGGUGUGCAAAUUUGUUACAAACCUUUUUAUUUUUUAUUAACAUUUCUGAAUUCCUCUUUUUUUUUUAAAUCUUUACAGUAGUUAAUGUGCAAUUGUCGAUACUCUCAGGUCACAGGAAUGAGGGAGUCACAAAAAUUUCUUGGCACUUAUAACACAGAACAAAUACUGGCAUUAUUGGGGGGCGGGGGCAGGGUUAGAACAACAGCAGGGGGCGCCGGGGAGCAAAGAGUGAGUUGCAUUAAAAAAAAUUUUUUUUAAGGUUUUUUUGUUUUGUUUUCCUCUUUGUAAGUAAGUUAUGAUGGGGGGGGGCAGAGACGGGGGCAUCAGGGGGAGAAACGCUUGAGAUUAUAGAAGCUAAUUGCAUGAACUGAAAGCACUUGGAAGGUGUCCAUGCUGCAUUGGCACGCUCUUUGAACAAUCAGGCGUUCGUGCUUUUUAAAAUGUAAAUUAGAGAUUUUUUUUUCCCCUCAGUUCGUUCUUUUUUGUUGUUGUUGAAAAAGAAAACAAAAAUCAACGAUGAUGGCAACAAAAGGGAAACCAACCCAAAAGCAGCGAAAAAACCCAGGUGCCGCCUCCCAACUCAAAUACGUAAAGUGAAGUCCCGAUUGGAAAGAAAACUCAAACCAUCAUGAAUAAAUUUGCCAGCUCAGGAAAAAAAAAACCCAUUUUGGCAGGGAGUCGGGGGGGGGUGCUUCCCACUUGAGCCUGGUGCUGCGGGGGGCAGAUUGCCAGGUUUCUAGCAUGGUUAAUUUGGGGCGAAGGGAUGUGUGGCUAACACACUGGGGCCUGGGGGAGGAGUGUGUGGCUAACAUCUCGUUCCCAGGCAGGGAUCUAUGGCAUAGACUCUCCCCUGGCUCCUGCGAUAGUGUCAAGUACACCGACGUGCAGGGGCAUCUGGGACUGCCGGCACAUUGCGUAAGGCACAGCAACCCCCAUCUUUGGGUCUCCCGAGUUACAGUGUCAAUGAGGCUGGGAGCACGCUGGGUGGGGGGGAGGGGUGUACGCCCAUCUCAGCCCUCUUGGAGCUGGUGGGGAAGGAUAGGG